GUGACGCAGACCCAACAUAUAAGCCUGCCGAGACAGGGUGUCCGGCAUUAUUCUCAGCAUUCGCAGAGAGCUCGACGUCGUCGUGGAGACUAAAUAAGUAUUCGUCUAACAGCCACAAGUUAAAGUUAAAAACAUGCAGAUCUUUGUCAAGACCCUCACUGGCAAGACCAUCACCCUCGAGGUUGAACCCAGUGACACCAUUGAGAACGUGAAGGCUAAAAUCCAGGACAAGGAAGGCAUUCCCCCUGACCAGCAGAGGCUGAUCUUUGCUGGCAAGCAGCUUGAAGAUGGCCGCACCCUCUCCGACUACAACAUCCAGAAAGAAUCCACCCUCCACCUUGUCCUGCGCCUGAGGGGUGGCAUGCAGAUCUUUGUCAAGACCCUCACUGGCAAGACCAUCACCCUUGAAGUUGAACCCAGUGACACCAUUGAGAACGUGAAGGCCAAAAUCCAGGACAAGGAAGGCAUUCCCCCUGACCAGCAGAGGCUGAUCUUUGCUGGCAAGCAGCUUGAAGAUGGCCGCACCCUCUCCGACUACAACAUCCAGAAAGAAUCCACCCUCCACCUUGUCCUGCGCCUGAGGGGUGGCAUGCAGAUCUUUGUCAAGACCCUCACUGGCAAGACCAUCACCCUUGAGGUUGAGCCCAGUGACACCAUUGAGAACGUGAAGGCCAAAAUCCAGGACAAGGAAGGCAUUCCCCCUGACCAGCAGAGGCUGAUCUUUGCUGGCAAGCAGCUUGAAGAUGGCCGCACCCUCUCCGACUACAACAUCCAGAAAGAAUCCACCCUCCACCUUGUCCUGCGCCUGAGGGGUGGCAUGCAGAUCUUUGUCAAGACCCUCACUGGCAAGACCAUCACCCUUGAGGUUGAGCCCAGUGACACCAUUGAGAACGUGAAGGCUAAAAUCCAGGACAAGGAAGGCAUUCCCCCUGACCAGCAGAGGCUGAUCUUUGCUGGCAAGCAGCUUGAAGAUGGCCGCACCCUCUCCGACUACAACAUCCAGAAAGAAUCCACCCUCCACCUUGUCCUGCGCCUGAGGGGUGGCAUGCAGAUCUUUGUCAAGACCCUCACUGGCAAGACCAUCACCCUUGAGGUUGAGCCCAGUGACACUAUUGAGAACGUGAAGGCCAAAAUCCAGGACAAGGAAGGCAUUCCCCCUGACCAGCAGAGGCUGAUCUUUGCUGGCAAGCAGCUUGAAGAUGGCCGCACCCUCUCCGACUACAACAUCCAGAAAGAAUCCACCCUCCACCUUGUCCUGCGCCUGAGGGGUGGCAUGCAGAUCUUUGUCAAAACCCUCACUGGCAAGACCAUCACCCUUGAGGUUGAGCCCAGUGACACCAUUGAGAACGUGAAGGCUAAAAUCCAGGACAAGGAAGGCAUUCCCCCUGACCAGCAGAGGCUGAUCUUUGCUGGCAAGCAGCUUGAAGAUGGCCGCACCCUCUCCGAUUACAACAUCCAGAAAGAAUCCACCCUCCAUCUUGUCCUGCGUCUGAGGGGUGGCAUGCAGAUCUUUGUCAAGACCCUCACUGGCAAGACCAUCACCCUUGAGGUUGAACCCAGUGACACCAUUGAGAACGUGAAGGCCAAAAUCCAGGACAAGGAAGGCAUUCCCCCUGACCAGCAGAGGCUGAUCUUUGCUGGCAAGCAGCUUGAAGAUGGCCGCACCCUCUCCGAUUACAACAUCCAGAAAGAAUCCACCCUCCAUCUUGUCCUGCGUCUGAGGGGUGGCCAGUAAAGUGUAAACAUGCAGAUCUUUGUCAAGACCCUCACUGGCAAGACCAUCACCCUUGAAGUUGAACCCAGUGACACCAUUGAGAACGUGAAGGCCAAAAUCCAGGACAAGGAAGGCAUUCCCCCUGACCAGCAGAGGCUGAUCUUUGCUGGCAAGCAGCUUGAAGAUGGCCGCACCCUCUCCGAUUACAACAUCCAGAAAGAAUCCACCCUCCACCUUGUCCUGCGCCUGAGGGGUGGCAUGCAGAUCUUUGUCAAGACCCUCACUGGCAAGACCAUCACCCUCGAGGUUGAACCCAGUGACACCAUUGAGAACGUGAAAGCUAAAAUCCAGGACAAGGAAGGCAUUCCCCCUGACCAGCAGAGGCUGAUCUUUGCCGGUAAGCAGCUUGAAGAUGGCCGCACCCUUUCUGACUACAACAUCCAGAAAGAAUCCACCCUCCACCUUGUCCUGCGUCUGAGGGGUGGCAUGCAGAUCUUUGUCAAGACCCUCACUGGCAAGACCAUCACCCUCGAGGUUGAACCCAGUGACACCAUUGAGAACGUGAAAGCUAAAAUCCAGGACAAGGAAGGCAUUCCCCCUGACCAGCAGAGGCUGAUCUUUGCUGGCAAGCAGCUUGAAGAUGGCCGCACCCUCUCCGAUUACAACAUCCAGAAAGAAUCCACCCUCCACCUUGUCCUGCGUUUGAGGGGUGGCCAGUAAAUGAAUGCAUGUCAGCAUGUUUUUACCUGACCUAAAUGGCAACCUGACCCAAUAAACCGUGAUAUAUCA
This is a messenger RNA of Oryzias latipes (Japanese medaka), 2503 nucleotides long. NCBI's taxonomy places the organism in Eukaryota, Metazoa, Chordata, Actinopteri, Beloniformes, Adrianichthyidae. The record is from RefSeq and is a predicted model, not a curated record.